AUGAUACGAAAAAGCAACUUGCGCUGCUCAUGUCCCAUGCACGAUAAACAACAGCCCUCGAACAAGCAACCUAUUCCAAGUCGUUUUUAUCCGGUAUUUGACGAGAUUGGGCUAACAGUGGCAGGAUACCAGCCUGGUACUCGGUGGUGUUACCGGUGCAAGUUGCUCGCCUAUAAGAAAUUUGAAAGCCGUCCUCAAACAAGUAGAAAACCAGUCGAGGAAAAAGCAAAUAGUAGUACAUCCGCCAUCGGCACAGAACAACAACUACAAAAGAUAUUCCAGUUUACGGGAUCCCCUAUUCUACACCUCCACGAAAGUAUGCAAGAUAUAUCUAUGUCAGCACCUACCAUAUCCCAACUGGAUCAAACAAAGCAACAAUUUGGAAGGCUUUUUUCAAGACUUGAAGCUCUAGCAGACAUAUGUGAUAUUCAUCUCCUGGAAACAUGGAAAGAGCUGCAAACUCCCCUAGGUACCAUCAAAAUUGCCCCAAAUGGCAACGUGUUAAUGGAUAGUCAAGUAUGGGACCAAAUAAAGACAACAAUCAAAGAACUUGAUGAAUUGGAUGAAGGUAAUUCACUGGGCCAACUAGUGCAACAAUUUCAGAUGGCUCUAUACCAUCAUGCCCUCAGUAGUGAAGCUCCAUUAUAUGAGCCAGCAGCAAUGAAAGCGUUCACACAAAAACACUCUCCAGGUCUGUUUGAAAUGCUUUUAAGUUCAAUAACAAGGGAGGACUCCAGACUCUCAGAUGAACAUCAAGCUGUACAGGAGCAAAGAACUGUUGUUCUCCUUCACACACUGGCAUAUUUCAGGUCUCAGAAAGCUUCCACCCUACAAAAGGAUGAAGGGCUUUUCCUACAACAUCAUGGUGCCUCUAGGACAGCAAUCAAUCCAGGAAGGAUACUUGGUUUCAGUACAAGUCCUAGAAAUAUUGAUUCUCACAAGAAAGCACUAAUAACAAAAUAUCCAGACAUACUGACGAGAAAGGUUAUCCUGGCAACAGAGAAAGGAUUCCUAAUUGUACAACUGUUGGAUGACUUCCAUAAUAUUUUGACUGUUAGACUACCAACAAAUCUGAAGCUAUCAUUAGCUACGCACAUGGCUAGUGGCCUACUGGACAUCCAUCCUUCAAUUCCUGCUGUUCCUAUUCCUACAAGAGAUACAAAACACAGCCAAGUGAUUGUGACGAUAGGGAAUAAAAAUAAAAUUUGCAGAGAAGGAAUUGUUCUAGACUAUAUAAAAGAGUUGUUUCAAAGACCAGUGUUAUCAAGAAUGUACUUGGAAACAAAUCACCAAUGCAUUUCACCAAAAUACAUCCAACAACAACUAAAGGAAUUGAGGGUCUAUUCUGGGUUUUCGCACGAUGAGCUCUGUACCCUUGAGUCUACUAAUUUAAUAGAUGAGUUCGAGCAAUCUUUGAAAAUUAUGGAGGACUAUAAAUCAGCCAUUGAUCACAUAUUCCUGUGCUGUCCACAACUGGAACAUUACUUGAAAAAAAUUGUAGUACCAGCACCCUGGGACUGGCCAACUUGGUUUUAUCAAAAGAAACUCAUUGCUCAAGAAGUCAAUGCAGAUGCCAGUUUCCUAUCAGUCAUCCCAGAGCAGGGCCCAUUUCAUGUUUUCCUGAAUCUACAAGAAGAUGUUCUCUGCAAGGACAUAGAGUAUGCUUCCAUUCUGUUUCUUUUAGAUGAGGUGGUUCCCAUAUCAUUCUUCCACUAUCCUGUUACAUUCAGGUUCCACAAGAAACAAAUGCAAGAGGGCAGCCUAAAGGAGACAUGA
Messenger RNA from Nematostella vectensis (starlet sea anemone), 1776 nucleotides. RefSeq lists its product as uncharacterized. Lineage: Eukaryota; Metazoa; Cnidaria; Anthozoa; Actiniaria; Edwardsiidae. The transcript has 9 exons. The record is from RefSeq and is a predicted model, not a curated record. The coding region runs from base 1 to 1776 and encodes 591 amino acids.